AUGUCGCCAAAUAAAAUGCAACUGUGCACUCUGUGCGGAUUUGUUCUGCUAACGCUGAAACCGUUCCAGACUUUUGGAUUUAAUAUACAGACACGAAAUGUCAUUGCCAUAGCUGGCCCCAGAGGAUCGCAUUUCGGUCUCACUGCUAGUUUCUUGCCCGUGGAUUCAGAGACAGAUACCUUAGGGAUGAUAGUUGGAGCACCCAACGCUAAUACAACUCAGGGGGGAGUGAACUCAGGAACUCUACAUUUGUGUGAGAAUAUCCUGGACGCCUCAGAGAAAUGCUCCAUAUUGAGGCAUUACGACGACAACGUGCGUAA
This is a messenger RNA of Candidula unifasciata, 320 nucleotides long. The record is from the annotation of a GenBank genome assembly. Lineage: Eukaryota; Metazoa; Mollusca; Gastropoda; Stylommatophora; Geomitridae.